UAUACAGAAGGAAAAAGAAGAAAAGAAAAGAGAAGGGAAGAGAAGGGCGUGGUGAAAAAGAGGAAAGUAUACGACUAAUUGCUAGGGUUUGUACAUUCCAUUCCAAUCGAUUCCGUAGCUGAAUCUGAUUCCGGAUCGGUGUCAGUCAAUCAGUCAUGAAGCUCACUGUGAAGACUUUGAAAGGAAGCCAUUUCGAAAUCAGAGUUCAUCCUUCUGAUUCUAUAAUGGCUGUAAAAAAGAAUAUUGAAGAUAUUCAAGGAAAAGAUAAUUACCCAUGCGGACAACAAUUGCUGAUUCACAAUGGAAAAGUUUUGAAAGAUGAAACUACUUUAGCUGACAAUAAAGUCUCUGAAGAUGGCUUUCUUGUUGUCAUGCUUAGUAAGAGUAAAGUCUUGGGAUCUGCUGGAACUUCAUCUACUCAGACCGCUAGCAAUCCACCUAUAACUGUGCCAACACCAGAUUCCACAUCUGUAGUACAAACUCAAUCUGCAAACAACAACGCAUCUCCUGCAGUUCUGGCACCUACAAAUGUUACUACAGAUACUUAUGGACAGGCUGCUUCAAAUUUAGUGGCUGGAAGUAAUCUUGAGCAGACUAUUCAACAACUUAUUGACAUGGGUGGUGGCAGCUGGGACAGGGAUACCGUCAAUCGUGCUCUUCGUGCAGCUUUCAAUAAUCCAGAGCGUGCUGUAGAUUACUUGUAUUCUGGAAUUCCUGAAGCAGCAGAAGUUGCUGUACCGGCUGCUCAAUACCCAAGUAAUCCAACUGAAACAGGUGGGGUGACUACCGGAGUUGUUCCUGGGGUCCCUAACUCGUCUCCCUUGAAUAUGUUUCCACAGGAGACAAUUUCUGGUGCUGGAGCUGGAGCUGGUUCACUUGACUUCUUGAGGAACAAUCCCCAGUUUCAAGCAUUGCGGACAAUGGUGCAAUCCAAUCCACAAAUUCUCCAGCCUGUACUUCAGGAGCUCGGAAAGCAAAAUCCAGGUCUCUUGAGACUAAUUGACGAGCAUCAUUCUGAGUUUCUUCAGUUGAUAAAUGAACCCAUGGACGGUACUGAAGGAGAUAAUUUUGAUCAGGCGGAGCAAGACAUGCCUCAUGCUGUCAAUGUGACGCCAGCUGAGCAGGAGGCAAUUGGAAGGCUAGAGGCUAUGGGAUUUGAUAGAGCCUCUGUCAUAGAGGCAUUUUUGGCAUGUGACCGUGAUGAGCAAUUGGCAGCCAACUACUUACUGGAAAAUGCUGGGGAUUUUGAGGAUUAAAUCACUAACCUACAAUGAUUCAUAGUUUUUGUUCAGGCUUUUUUCCUUUUUGCAAGGAGGGUGGUUUGCAAUUUUUCUUCCGUCUUUCUAGGGAAAUUUAUGUGGUAGAGUUUCUGAUUUGGAUUGGCGUAUUUUACCAUUUAUUUACUAAUGAUUUUGGUUUGGUUUAGUUUAUAUGACAGUGUUUUUAGCUA
Molecule: messenger RNA, 1450 nt
Organism: Medicago truncatula (barrel medic)
Lineage: Eukaryota; Viridiplantae; Streptophyta; Magnoliopsida; Fabales; Fabaceae
Product: ubiquitin receptor RAD23b
Exons: 12
Coding region: 156-1256 (366 amino acids)
Biological process (GO): proteasome-mediated ubiquitin-dependent protein catabolic process; nucleotide-excision repair
Cellular component (GO): cytosol; nucleoplasm
Molecular function (GO): polyubiquitin modification-dependent protein binding; proteasome binding; ubiquitin binding
Source: RefSeq, a predicted model, not a curated record